Molecule: messenger RNA, 93 nt
Organism: Blumeria graminis f. sp. triticale
Lineage: Eukaryota; Fungi; Ascomycota; Leotiomycetes; Helotiales; Erysiphaceae
Source: the annotation of a GenBank genome assembly
AUGACACUUAACACUAGUAACCACAAAGAUGGCCCUUUCAGGCCGGUUAUCAACGCCGUAACUCUCAAGGCCAUAACGUUGAGAAAUAUAUAA